Messenger RNA from Acaulospora colombiana, 471 nucleotides. The record is from the annotation of a GenBank genome assembly. Lineage: Eukaryota; Fungi; Glomeromycota; Glomeromycetes; Diversisporales; Acaulosporaceae.
AUGUCGAGUAAUAUCGCUGAUAGUUCUGAAACAGUUCUUACAUUAUUGAUUAAGGUCCGAGAUAAUUUCAAAUAUUUAGCCGAUUGUUAUAGAGGAAAUGAUGACCCAUUACUUUCUGAUGAAAUUGAUAAUCUUCAAAUACAAACCGAAUUGAGGAUAACUCAAAUCGAAAAUAAAUAUAACUACGAGAUUGGUCACCUAAGAGAAGGUAUUAUUGAAGAAAAUGAAAUUCUUCUAUUUAUUCAGCAACAAACUAUAAAUGAGCAAGUAGAUAUAAUCCGAAAUCAGCAAGAUUUUUCCAAUGAAUUGGCAGAAAAAAAUCAGACUCUUCAAGACCAGUUAGAUUUAUAUCGUACCGAAAAUUAUAGAUUAACAGAAUCCAUAAUUAGUAUUCAAGGGGAAUUGUUGGAAACUCAGCAAAACUUUGAAGACCAGUCAAUAUAUUAUGUAGAAGUAUCUGAAAUUUUGUAA